Messenger RNA from Homalodisca vitripennis (glassy-winged sharpshooter), 2084 nucleotides. RefSeq lists its product as uncharacterized. The transcript is spliced from 2 exons. The record is from RefSeq and is a predicted model, not a curated record. Lineage: Eukaryota; Metazoa; Arthropoda; Insecta; Hemiptera; Cicadellidae. Bases 88 to 1347 code for a protein of 419 amino acids.
CUUCAAGUACUAAACUGAUAGCGCUCAGUUUUGAUACAUAUAUAUACAAAUCUUAUUCAUACAGUCCGCAACUACAAAACAACAGAAAUGGCUGCACAAAAUGUACCUGACUGGUUAUCAGCAGAGUUUCUGCAAUCAGCUCUUCAGUCUGACCAAGAGGACUAUCCAGAAAUUGUAAUCACAAAGCUCCAACUAGAGCCAGCUGUCCCAGCGGGGAAUAACUAUGCCAGUAAUUUAUUUCGGGCAAAAUUACAAUACAAGACUCAAGGCAACACAGAACACUCAACUUCUAUAAUAGUUAAAACAAUGAAGAGUGACUACAAAGAAAAUAUAGGUGCUUAUAUUGAUGAUGCCUUUCAAAGGGAACCCAAGUACUACAACGAGUUUAUCAGUGAAGCUCGUAAACUGUGUAAGUUCAACAUAGUGCCUAAACACUACAAAUCAUCAAACACAAACUGUCUUAUCCUGGAAGAUCUUAGUGUUUCCGGAUUUCAGAUGGUGGAUCGACAUAAACUCCUAGACUUGAACCACUGUCAACUUUACAUUAAAGCUUCGUCUAAAUUGCACGCUCUCUCUGUAGCAGUACACAAGAGGAAACCCGAGUUGAUCGAAUCACUGGGUGGUGACAACCCGGCACUAGCUGAGAGUAACAUGCAGAUGUUCAUAGUAAUACUGAAAUGUAGUCUAGAAAGCAUGAGUGCUUUUCUAGAAGACAAACCAAAGUACAAGGAGUGCUUGGACGUCAUCAAAGAGCUCAGAGAUAAUCAAACUUCUUGGCAUGUUUUUCAAAAGGAAACACCACACGUGAAGGCUUUGACACAAGGGGACCCAUGGUGCACCAACAUGAUGUUUAAGUACAACAGUGCAGGAGAGGUUGUUGAUGUUAAACUCAUUGACUUUCAAACUCUUAAGUUCAUUUCUCCAGUUGAAGAAUUUUUAACCUUUAUUUUGGCAAGUGCACACCCAUCUGUAAAAGAAACAAGUCUAGAUGAUCUGUAUCACCUCUACUGUGACUCUUUGAAUGAAAACCUAGAACAACUGGGGUGUCCGGAAAGGCUUUCUUAUGAAGCCCUCAAGAUGGAAGUAGCAUCGUUGAGUCCUCUGAUGAUACUGCAUGUUUGUAUGCUUGUGCCCAUCGUUCUGGCUGAUGGUCCAGCUGACUUUGGUAACUACUUCUCUAACGAUGUUCUAAAUGAACCUUUAAAAGAACGUGCCUUCCAUAAGCUAUAUGAGGGUAAACAUUUCAAUCAGUAUAUACUGCAGAUUCUCGACCAAUUGGUUAAACAGGGUGUUUUUUCUACUACAAAAGAAAGAAUGAAAAAAUUCAUGCUACUAUAUACCAACUAAUAUUUCUAGUUAGUAGAUUGGGAUUUUGUAGCACACAAUAUUUCUGUAACUUGGUAUUUGUUCAAUUCCAACACAGAUUUGGUAAAAAGAAUACUUAAUGUAUUUGAUAUGCAUGACAACAAGAUUAUAAUAAUUUAACGAAAUUAGUAACUAAAAGUACAAAUAAUUUAAGUUUUCAAUGUGUGGUUAAAUCUUGACUUAUUGUAAUUUAGAUGCAAUCUGAACUGUCUGGAAUUAAUAUAAACUAACAUAAUUCCAGAAGGCACAAGAAUAUUUUUGUAAUUAUUUAUUUAUUUUAUACAGAAUUCACAUGUUAUUUUAAAUUUUGACACUUAAUGUAAUGAUAAAAUACAAGUUAAAUUGAAAAUGUGUUAUCAAUAUAUAUACUACUAUAAACCAAUACACAUUAUAUUUUUAUCCAUACAUACAUUGAUAUUAAAUAGAAAUAUAAUCACAUUCAUUGAAUGUACUAUAGUAUAUUUUUCUCUUAUCUAACAUACUCGUAUUUGUACUCAUGAAUCAACUACAAGAUAUAAAUUUAAAAUUACAAACUAUUACCGUCUGUGAUAUUCUAUAUUACAAAAUACUGAGUACCUAGAUCAAAAUGAUGGGAAAGAGGUAACACAUUUACAAGAACAAUACAUAUCUUGUUAAAUUUAUUAUCUAACAUAUUUAUUUUGUAAUUGACUGAUUGCAGCUGCUACUUCUGAUAAUAAAGUAUAUACUACUUUACACCA